AUGGCAAACUUUUCAUUUAGUUUGAAUGGUGUAUUGAACAAUCUACCAAGCUCCUUGUCAUCCAUUGGAUACAAGGCUAAGAAUGCACUCAGUAGAAAGUUAAAAAGUUCAAACGAAGGUAAACGAAACCCACAUGCACCUUCAGAUAACGAUUUUGAUGAAAAUGACUCAUCAAAUAAUAACAAUAAUAAGAAACCAUCCUCUUCAUCAUCCAACAGAUUGGAUAAUUCAUCAUCUUCAAAGGCAACUAUCAAAUCGUCCAAUAAGAAACCAAGAGUAAAGAAACCGAAAGUUGAAGUCAAGUAUUGUGAUAAAUGCUUGAAAGAUGAAGAAGAAAAAGUCCAAGCCACUCAUUAUUGCUCUGGUUGUUCCAUGAAUUAUUGUGAAGCACACAUAAAUCUUCACAAUUCGGCCAACAAGACGAAAGGUCAUGCCGAAAGUGGUCAAGUUUCAAGUCUAGCUGCUGCACAUGUUCCACUUGCUCUCUUACCAGACUUGCAACAAAUUUGUGUGCUUCCCAAUCCAGAUAGCCCAUUUUCAUGCACAAUUGACCAUGGUUAUGGUUCUCUAUUCGUUCUUGAUGGAGAUAUGUUUAUGGAAUAUGAUUUAACAACUAAAGAAUUGGUAAAUCAUUUCAGAGAACCUCAAGAAAGACGUGCAGUUCGUGUCUGUUACGAUUCCAAUGAUGAUACUCUCAUUUAUGUACUUGACAGAUGUGCUUCACAUGAUAUUGUAAAAACUUCAAGAGAUGGAAAGAUGAUUCAUUGGCAAUUGGAUGAUCAAUCACCAAUUCGUGAUAUGAGUGUCGAUCCAAUUGAUGGAACUAUUUAUACAGUUCAAAAUGAUGGAAUUGUUUGUGUGAAGGAUGGAAAAGUUUCGUCCACAUUGAGAGAAAACAUUAAUGGAAAUAACAUGUUUGUGGACACCUAUGACAAUAUUUGUGGAGUGACAACUAAUCAUGAAAAUAACUUGAUAGUUGUUUCGAAUAGAUAUAUUAUUACUUGUAAUAAGAAGGGAAAGAUAUUUAGCAAAGUUGAAAAGGUCAGUUCUGGUGCAAGUAAGAGAAUUCAUUUGGAUCCAAGUGGAGAACACAUGUACUUUAUUGGAGACAGUGGAAUUGAGUCAACCAAAUUGAAUGGAACUUGUCGUACAGAAUUUAGAAAUGACAAGGUUGACUAUGAUCAUAAAUUUGAAGUUUCUAGAGGAGAAGGAAUAGACAUGGCCAUUGAUUUCACAUCUGGAGAAGUUUAUGUUGUCAAUCCUCACAAAUCAAAAGUUCAAGUAUUCAAAUAA
Messenger RNA from Naegleria gruberi, 1293 nucleotides. RefSeq lists its product as uncharacterized. The record is from RefSeq and is a predicted model, not a curated record. The transcript has a single exon. Lineage: Eukaryota; Heterolobosea; Eutetramitea; Acrasida; Naegleriidae. Bases 1 to 1293 code for a protein of 430 amino acids.